Messenger RNA from Scylla paramamosain (green mud crab), 2621 nucleotides. RefSeq lists its product as uncharacterized. The record is from RefSeq and is a predicted model, not a curated record. Gene Ontology annotation, molecular function: transporter activity. Gene Ontology annotation, biological process: transport. Bases 142 to 1308 code for a protein of 388 amino acids. The transcript has 10 exons. Gene Ontology annotation, cellular component: membrane. Lineage: Eukaryota; Metazoa; Arthropoda; Malacostraca; Decapoda; Portunidae.
CGGCAAGCCCGCAGGGAGAAGGGUCAGUAUAAGCAGGGAAGUGAACGGGAGUGUGUGUCCAUGUCAUUUUAUCUCUGUCACUGGUUCUAAAGUGAGAUAUUUUUUUUUUUUUAAGCAAGGAAGAAAGACUUAAGAGGAAACAUGACCAAGAAAGACGAGAUGGAGGAAUUUAUAACGCAUUUGGAUCCCAGCACUGCCUGUGAGUCUGGGUACCUGCCUACCCAACAGGAGUACAUGGAAGCGCUGGGUCCCUACGGCACGGCCAUCACGGCGGUGGGCAGCCUGAUCACGGUGGUGCUGGUGGUGUUCUACAUAGAGCACAUCGUCUUCACCUUCAGGAACACCCACUCCGUCUUCAGGAGGCACAUCAACUGGAUCGCCUGCUUCUAUCCGAUGGGCGCCCUAAUGUCCCUGCUGUCUUUAAUUGUCCCACGAGCCUAUAGCAUCUGCCUAGCUGUUAAAAUUGUCUUUUUUUCAUUAGGCAUCAGUCAUUUCACGGAUCUUACGGUGGAAAUGUUUGGGUGUGAGAAGGCGAUGCUGGCCAAGCUGAGUGGGUCCCUUCUUCAGCGUGUGCCCCAGCUUGUGUCGUUGCCCUUCCCCCCCGCGUUUUACGAAUGCGGAGUACGCCUCCGCCUGGUGAAGUGGAUGCUGUGGCAGUUACCUUACACCCAAACUAUCUACUUCUUCUUCGAAAUGUACUGGACGAGGGCUGAAAGUGAUCCGAUAGGGCUGAUAUACUUCGGUUACGCAUACCUGGUGCUGGAUUUCCUUAACGCCCUGUCCUUUCUCACGGCCAUCUACGCCCUGACGGUGCUGACCAGGCUGGUGGGGGAUGUUCUGCAGCCCUUCAACUAUAAGCGCAAGGCAGCCACUCUCCUCGUCUUCCUUGUGGUGCUCAAGGUUCCAGGAUUCUUUAUGACGGUUUUGGGCAACUAUGGACACUUCCCUUGCGUCCCGCCAUACAUAAACUCCAUGAUGUAUGCCCACACCGCGGUGGGCCUGGUGCACCUGUGCCUCAUCCCGCUGUUUGGCGGGCUGGAGUACUGGCAGUAUCACACCCUGGAGUUCGUGAGUCCCAUCUCAGACAAGCACCACAAGCACUCCCACGAGCUGAUCAUCCACGGCCAGGCCUGCGUGUGCAUCAUUUCCGAAAUGAACAACGUGACCAAGCCGCCCCGGAGACUCAGCGGCACCCUGCCCCCCAUCGUGCUGGAAAACAAGAUGGCGUUGGACCCCCAGUACUCGUCUGACGAGGGGCAGAACAACAAUGACGGAGUCGCCAACCUCUCCGCAGUUGUUGGUCGCUGAUCUCCCUGUUUUAGUUUGUCACUAUUUCUUUUCUUUUUUUUUUUUUUUAAUUGGAGUGUUAGCUUUGAUGGCGAUGGAGUAGGAAAUUUUUUGUUUCUUUUUUUUCCUAUUUCUUCCUUUCUUCCUUCUUUAUUUUAUUUACUUUCUGUUUACUUGACUGUUUCCUGUUUUUCUUUUUCUCUUUUUUUUCCUUUUUUUUUUAGGUUAGUUUGCCCAAAGAAAUGGUUGGCGAAUUCCCGAAGAAACGGCAGGAAAAUUCCCGUUUUCUUAUAAUUUUUACCUUUUAUUUGUCACCUGUGUCUUAAGAAAUAACUGGCUUGUUUUUCAUUAUUCACUUUUACCUUAUUGCCUCACAUAUCAUCAGGAAUAUCUGGCUCAUUUUUUUCAUUCUUCAAAUUUUUUUUUCUUUCACUCAGAGAAGAAAACGCCCAAACAAAUUCCCGUUUUCUCUUAUGCCUCAUAGCGUUUUCUUUCACUGUCAUGGUAAACUUGCUCAUCGUCACAGUUUUACCCAGAACAGUAAUAUAUCUUCUCCCAACAACCUCAGAUGCCUCAAGGACACAUGAAGAAACACACGCAGGAUAUUUUUGUAUAAUAUUUCCACCUUUUUGUCCUCUCGUGUUUACUGUUUGCCUAUUGUUGUAUUAAUAUUGCAUGUUUUUUAUUGCGUAAAGCGAAUCAAAUGUUAUAUAAUUCUCUCCCUCUCUCUCUCUCUCUCUCUCUCUCUCUCUCUCUCUCUCUCUCUCUCUCUCUCUCUCUCUGAUAUGUAUAAACGUGAUUUCAAAAUAUGUAUUCAGACUUUACGGUUCAAAUAAUUGUUGACUUAAAUAGUUUGUUGUCUUUCUUUUCAUUGCUUUUCUUUAUUUUCUUUAUUCUUUAUACUCACCAUCCUUCCGCCAGAAAAAAAAAGGUUUAUUCGUAAAAAAAAAAAAUGAAAUACUGACCUUUUUUGUAUAAAUUGGCAUUAGUUUAUUGAAACGUUGAUGUAAAUAGUUUAUCCUUCUUUUCAUUACUUUUCUUUAUUCUUUACACUUCCCAUCCUUGCAGCAGAAAAAAAAAUAAUAGAAUACUCAAAUCCUUAAUCUUAAUCUUGAUCUUGAUAUAUUUUCCCAUCUCUUCAUCUUCACAAUACUUAAAUCACUAUUACUUAAUGUAUAUUCUCUCCUCUACAGCUUCACCUUCCCUUCAUUAAGAAACACACCUGUAUUUUUAACGAUUACAUAAUUACCUACGUUGUAAUCACACCUGUACAUAAUGCCCACAGUUAUGCUCAAGACCCUCAUUAAUGAUUACCUUAAUAAAACACACCUUAA